This is a messenger RNA of Talaromyces stipitatus ATCC 10500, 1520 nucleotides long. Its product is annotated as negative regulator of DNA transposition (Rtt106), putative. The record is from RefSeq and is a predicted model, not a curated record. The transcript is spliced from 4 exons. Gene Ontology annotation, molecular function: nucleosome binding; histone binding. The coding region runs from base 1 to 1470 and encodes 489 amino acids. NCBI's taxonomy places the organism in Eukaryota, Fungi, Ascomycota, Eurotiomycetes, Eurotiales, Trichocomaceae.
AUGGCUUUUGCGGCAAUUAACUCGUCAAGAAAUGCUUCAACGUUACCGGUUAUAGAAUCAACGGUAAAUCAACAACUUCCUCCGACACACGUGAACUAUGCAAUUAUCGAUAAUGCUUUUGCGACGGAUUCGUCGUUGAGGAAACGUGUUUACGAUGCGAUUAGUGCCUCACCUCAACACGGAGCGCUAUUCCAAGAUAUCGCACAAUACACAUACAGAUUGCUGCAAUCGCAAUCGCAGCAGCAGCGUAGUCAAUCCAUCUCAGACGAACCGGCGGUCAAGAAACGCAAGUUGGAAGGAAAUACCGGUGCUGGCGGUGCGAUUUCAUCUACUGGUAUCCUCCAUGAUCUCAAGGCCGAUAGUCCGCUACAAUUCUACGUACAGGAUGUAUCCUUUGCAGUCCCUCAGAGGAAGAAAUUGACGCUGGAGAUGACAGCUGCAGGCGGCUAUCUUCGUGCGAGGAAUCAAACUUCCAAGGAGAUUGAGUUUGGUAUCCCGGUGAAAAAUAUUCAGCAUAUACUAUGCCUCCCCGUUCCGGAAAAAGCACAACGUCAGACGAAUUUUUGCAUUAUCCCGAAAUAUGGAGAUGGCGUCACGCCGGUACUUGAGAACGCUUCGGUUCCAGAUCAGAUGGUAUUCACGAUCGCCGAUGGUCCUGCGAAAGCCGCUUUUACGGGUGCCGGACAACGUGUAGAAAGCGAUGAGAACGGAGAAGUGCUUUUGAGACGUUGGUUGAACGAUACUGUUGGACAUACGAAAGUCAUCCGCCCUGAUGAUCGGGAGUUUGUGAGCGCUACACCGGAAGCGCACCGUAAGGGCGAAAAGGCGUAUCACGUCAAAGCGCAUAGGGGUAGUAAAGAUGGUUACCUAUUCUUCCUUUCUACGGGAAUACUAUUCGGAUUCAAAAAGCCGCUAGUAUUCUUCUCCUUCGACAAUAUCGAGUCUGUAUCAUACACCUCCGUUCUACAACGCACAUUCAACCUCAACAUCAGCACGCGAGUAGACGAAACCCAAGAACCUCAGGAAUUCGAAUUCUCCAUGAUCGAUCAGGCCGAUUAUGCCGGGAUUGACGCAUAUAUCAAGAACCAUCAACUCCAGGACGCAAGUCUUGCCGAAGCCAGACGGGCAAAGAAGUACAAUGUGAAUGGCGGCAAGGCUGCCGUCGACGGAGAGCAGAAUGGUACUGAAGCUACGGGUGCAGCUAGGGGGGGGGAGGAGGAGGAGGAGGAGGAAAGCGAAUUACAAAAGGCGCAGCGCGAAUUGGAGGAUCAGGAAGAUGAGGAGGAGGAAGAUUACGAUCCUGGUAGUGAAGGUGAUAGUGAUGGGAGUGGGUCUAGUAGUGAGGAGGAUGAUGACGAGGACGAAGACGAAGAUGGAGAGGAGGACGAUGAGGAUGAGGACGGUGAUCAGGAUCUCGUCAAGCAAGAGUUGGGUAGUGAAGCGGAAGAUGUUGAUGAGAAGGAAUUGUGAGGUUGUAUCGUACGGAAUUGGGAGUCAUGCACAACAAUUCAUGAGUGCCU